Molecule: messenger RNA, 2176 nt
Organism: Egretta garzetta (little egret)
Lineage: Eukaryota; Metazoa; Chordata; Aves; Pelecaniformes; Ardeidae
Product: interferon-induced GTP-binding protein Mx-like
Biological process (GO): defense response to virus
Cellular component (GO): microtubule; nucleus; cytoplasm
Molecular function (GO): GTPase activity; microtubule binding; GTP binding
Source: RefSeq, a predicted model, not a curated record
UACAGGACACUACACAGAAGCUGUACGGAAGAGUAGUUGGACAAGACAGCAAUCGCUGUGUAGUGAAGCACUUAUGAGCAACCCGUGUUGUAGGCCAAAAAAUCAGCAGGCCAUGGAUAAUAAGAGUGUAGUGUUCAAACAACAUUCUGAAAGUGCCAGCCCUGCUCUGAAGAAUGGUGGUGUGUUUGCACCACUUCCCCUCCAACCAUCUUUAGAAGCUUUUGCAGUACCUCUCCCAGGAGACGAUGACGAAGAUGAAGGUCUUCCAACGUCGGAGAACAUGAUUGAGAGAAAGCCUAUCUAUGAGCAGAAGGAGUUGAAGAAACAGCAUCACGGAGAACAGGACAAGGCAGCAGAACAUACCUUGUACAACCAAUAUGAGAGGAAGAUCCGACCCUGCAUUGAUCUCAUCGACAGCCUAAGAGCUCUCGGAAUAGAAAAAGACCUGGCUUUGCCCGCGAUUGCAGUGAUCGGAGACCAGAGCUCUGGGAAAAGCUCCGUCCUAGAAGCCCUGUCUGGUAUUGCUCUUCCCAGGGGCAAUGGCAUUGUUACUCGAUGUCCCUUGGAACUUAAACUGAAAAGAAUACCUGCCACCCAGGCAUGGAAAGGGAGAAUUUGUUACCGCAAUAUCAGCAAAGAGCUCCAGAAUGCCUCUGAGGUGGAGAAAGCAAUAAGAGAAGCCCAGGAUAUUGUGGCUGGUACUAGAGGUGCCAUUAGUGGACAACUCAUUUCCCUAGAAAUUUGGUCCCCAGAUGUCCCAGAUCUGACACUAAUUGAUCUUCCUGGAAUUGCCAGAGUGGCCGUGGGCGAUCAGCCAAAAGACAUUGGGGAACAGAUCAAAAUGCUACUGAAAAAAAUUAUUGGCUGCAAAGAGACACUCAAUUUGGUAGUGGUGCCAUGUAACGUGGAUAUUGCAACAACAGAAGCACUGAAAAUGGCUCAAGAGGUGGACCCCAGUGGAGAAAGGACACUAGGGAUCCUCACGAAACCCGACCUGGUGGACAGAGGGACUGAAGAGUCUAUCAUUAACAUAAUACGAAACCAGAUCAUCCCCCUCAAAAAAGGUUACAUGAUCGUGAAGUGUCGUGGGCAGCAGGACAUCCAGAACAAGCUGUCCUUGGCCACUGCAAUCCAGCAGGAGAGAAAAUUCUUCGAGACUCACAAACAUUUCAGCGUUCUUAUUGAAGAAAGAAGGGCUACUAUCCCUCAUCUGGCAGAGAAGCUCACAAAUGAACUUGUGAGACAUAUUAUUAAAACUCUGCCAACACUAGAGAGUCAAAUACGUGAGGUACUUCAGAAAACAAUACGGGAUCUACAAAAGUAUAGAAGAGGCACACCCACAACAGAGUCUGAGCAGCUGAUUUUCCUCACAGAUCUGAUCAAACUCUUUAAUCAAGACAUCUCUCAGACAAUAAACGGAGAGGAAGAGAUGUUUGGAAAUGAAGUCAGACUGUUCGCAAAAAUCCGCAGAGAGUUUCAAACAUGGGCAGUGAUUCUCCUGGAGUGUGCUGCAAAGGCUAAAAAAAAUGUACCCAGUAAAGUGUGGAAAUAUGAAGACCAGUAUCGUGGCCGGGAGUUCCCAGGCUUUACCAGUUUCAAGACAUUUGAGGACAUUAUAAAAAAGGAAAUCACAGAAAUGGAGCAGCCAGCCAUCGAGAUACUGCACAAUGUGAUGAGAUUGGUGGAAGAGAAAUUUAUGGAACUCACUGACAAGCAUUUUGCUAAUUUCCACAAUCUAAACAGAGCUGUUAAGACCAGAAUUGAAGACAUUAGAGAGAAACAAGCACUGGAGGCUGAAAGACAGAUCCAGACCCAGUUUAAAAUGGAGAGAAUCAUGUACUGCCAGGAUAACCUUUACCUUAAUGAUUUAAACUCUGUUAAGGUAGGUCAAGACCCCGCCUUUGUCCAGGAGAUGCUUUCUCACACGAAGGCCUAUUUGAAUGGAGCAAGUAAACGCCUCUCCAACCAGAUACCUCUGAUCAUCCUGUCUUCUGCCCUUCAUGACUUCGGGGACAACUUACAGACUGCGAUGUUGCAUCUUUUGCAAGAAAAAGACAAAUUAAGCCAUCUCCUUCAGGAGGACAGUGAAGCUGCUAAGCAUAGGAACUUCCUCAGUCAACGAGUCAAACGUCUCACCGUAGCCUGCCAGUACCUGAGAGACUUCAGCUCGCUGUAG